Gastrolobium bilobum is the source of this 2187-nucleotide messenger RNA. RefSeq lists its product as uncharacterized. The record is from RefSeq and is a predicted model, not a curated record. Gene Ontology annotation, biological process: protein phosphorylation. The transcript has 19 exons. The coding region runs from base 1 to 2187 and encodes 728 amino acids. Lineage: Eukaryota; Viridiplantae; Streptophyta; Magnoliopsida; Fabales; Fabaceae. Gene Ontology annotation, molecular function: ATP binding; protein serine/threonine kinase activator activity; protein kinase activity.
AUGAAGGAUAAGGAGAAAGAAAAGGAAACCGAGAAGAAGAAGUACCCCAUUGGACCCGAACAUUACCUUCUCUAUGAAGAGAUUGGACAGGGUGUUAGUGCUUCUGUUCACCGCGCUCUCUGUCUCCCCUUCAACGAGGUCGUCGCCAUCAAAAUCCUCGAUUUUGAACGUGACAAUUGUGAUCUGAAUAAUGUUUCUCGUGAAGCCCAAACAAUGAUCCUGGUGGACCACCCUAACGUCCUGAAAUCACACUGCUCCUUCGUCAGCGACCAUAAUCUGUGGGUUGUGAUGCCAUUCAUGGCCGGCGGUUCAUGCCUUCACAUAUUGAAAGCCGAACAUCCUGAUGGUUUUGAGGAGGUUGUUAUAGCAACCGUUCUCAGAGAGGUCUUGAAGGGUUUAGAGUAUCUUCAUCAUCAUGGCCACAUCCACAGAGACGUCAAGGCUGGCAACAUUCUCCUCGAUUCACGCGGUGCUAUCAAGCUUGGCGAUUUUGGUGUUUCUGCUUGCCUUUUUGAUUCUGGUGACAGGCAACGCACCAGGAAUACAUUUGUCGGAACACCUUGCUGGAUGGCACCCGAGGUCAUGGAGCAAUUGCAUGGUUAUAACUUCAAAGCUGACAUCUGGUCGUUUGGUAUAACUGCAUUGGAGCUUGCCCAUGGUCAUGCUCCUUUCUCAAAGUUCCCACCCAUGAAGGUACUGCUUAUGACUUUGCAAAAUGCACCCCCUGGCCUUGACUACGAAAGGGAUAGGAAGUUCUCUAAGUCAUUUAAGCAGAUGAUUGCUAGUUGCUUAGUAAAAGAUCCUUCAAAGCGACCCUCUGCAGGCAAGUUGUUAAAGCAUUCCUUCUUUAAGCAGGCUCGCUCCAGUGAUUAUAUUUUACGAACACUUUUGGAGGGGCUGCCUGCUUUAGGUGAUCGGGUGGAGGCUAUAAAGAGAAAAGAAGAAGAUAUGCUUGCACAAAAGAAAAUGCCUGAUGGGAAGAUGGAGGAAUUAUCACAGAAUGAAUACAAACGAGGAAUUAGUGGCUGGAACUUCAAUAUUGAAGAUAUGAAGGCUCAGGCUUCCUUGAUCCACGAUUUUGACGACGCUAUAUCGGAUAUCAACCACGUAGCAAGUUCAAGCUCUUUAUCUGCACUUGAUGCACAAGAUAAGCAAUUGCCAAGUGCAAUUCAUAACCCUUCUCCAACUGCUGAUAUGGAAGAUAAUGGUGAGAUGCAAAAUCAACCAGCUUCAGUUGCAGUUGGUGAUUCGACAGUAAAUGAUGCCAAGACUAGUAUUGAAAAAUCUGGAGAUGUCUCUAGCAUCACCAGUUCAAGCCAUGAAGCACAAACUUCUUCGACCUAUCUUGAUGAUCAUGUGGAACAUAAUUUGGGGGAAAAAUCUGAUAUGGAAAGUGGUGGAAGAUCCAUGGAGGGCAUGGCUACCCAUUCUCAUCAUAGAAGAGGAUGCUCAUCAAGCAUCUUACCUGAAGCUACUGUUCCACCUAUUCGACUAGAAAGUGAGAAGCUACAAAAUCUGCCCCAGAACAUUUCAAGUUGCAAUGCAACUUCCGUUUCACAGACAGGAGAGGAUGUGCUUACUGAACUUCCUUCUAGAAUCUCAAAAUCAUCAGCUAAUUCUGAAGACACUGAUGAGAAAGCAAAGAUACCAGUUGUUCAACAGAGAGGACGUUUUAAGGUUACAUCUGAGAAUGUUGACCCAGAAAAGGUGAUUUUCUUUCAGGUGGCCCCUACUCCUGUACUGCAAAAGAGUCACAGCAUGCAGGUUUUUGGCCAGCAUAAUGCUGCUCCACUACCUUCACCUUUACCAUUAUUAUCAGCAUCUGAUGCUGCAACAUCAAAUCUUUCUGGCUGUUCUCUGUUCCCUUUGCUGCACUCUCUGCUGCAGACAAAUGUUAUUCAAAGGGAAAGCAUUUUAAGUUUAAUGAAGCAAAUUACUACUGGUGACUCUACAGCUGAUGGCACAUGUACCCCCGCACAGAUAGUAGCAAUUGAGAAAUCUUCACUUGAAGCAGCUCACGAUAGGGAGAAGGAGUUACUUCAUGAGAUAACUGAGUUGCAGUGGAGGCUCAUAUGUACCCAAGAGGAGCUUCAAAAAUCGAAAACAGAAAACGCCCAGGUUAGUAUCAACAUAUAUUGUUCCCAAUAUUCGAGUAUCAUAUUUUGGAUUAUGUAUUUGACAUUUUAA